UCAGAAUUGCUUGUUGCUAUAGCUUCUGAACUGCGCAAUAAAUCUCUCUGCUAAAAACCCUCUGAACUCGUAAGAGUCCUUUCGUUUUCCACAAGAUUAUGUUUCCUCCCCCCAGAUAUUAUAAUGAUGCACAGAGUUUCACUGGCUUCAGAAUCAUUUGUACUAACACUGGCCCGCUUAGGAAGGUUUCCUCUGAGGAUUCUGGAUUUUCAGAAGCUCAAUGAAGUAUGUACAACUCUGUCCAUAACCACCCAUUGUCCAUAUAGUCAAGAUGUCUAAAAAAAUUUAAAAAUCCCUGCUAGAAGAUGAGGAAAAUAAUUUCCUUUUUUGAACUGGUAAGUCAUUGCAGAGGACAGCUGCUAGUUUGCCUCUAAAGCAGAAAAGAGGUGAAAUUAAAGAGAGGAGGACAUUAAAGAAAAUUGUGGGCGUGGUGGGAUUGUAAACUACCAUACACUACUUGCAAUAGCAACCCUGCUUUGCUUCCCAGUUCUUAAAACAAGCAGGGAGGGAUUUCAGGAAGGGGAACCGAGCCAGAGUAUUUAUCUCUUAGUCAGGUUGCCUCAUUCCUUUUCAGCCCGCCUUAUCGGCUUCAUCAGUGACCACAUCCCUUUCACUAUUCAGCUCCAAGUUAAUGUUUGAUGGAAACGGCUGCCUUUCAGCCACAGAGAACAGAUCUUGUGGGAAAGGGCAGAGACAACAACAGUAUUGCUGGUCUGGUUAGCUGUCCUUUAGGGAGAAUUGGGAGCUGUCUCCAGUGUUGAGCAUUUCCUGUCUUCUGUCUCACUCAAAACAGUUUUCCUCAUGGAUGCACCAAAUGAGCAGGAUUGUUGGCACCUCAUUGAUCACAGCCACGUGAAAGAUUUUGAAGUAGACCGAUGGGUCAAGAUCACCCUUGCCCUCAUCUACAGUUUUAUCUUUGUGGCAGGGAUCUUGGGCAACAGUGUCACCAUCCAGACUUCCAAAAUCCUGCAAAAGAAAGGCUACAUGCAAAAAGCAGUGACCGACCACAUGAUAAGUCUAGCAUGUUCGGAUCUCUUGGUGAUCUUACUGGGGAUGCCUGUGGAAUUCUACAGCAUCAUAUGGAAUCCUUUCUCUACCACCAAAGGAGAUAUAACCUGCAAGUUGUACAGCUUCCUUUUUGAGGCUUGCAGCUAUGCCACUGUGUUACAUGUGGCCACCCUAAGCUUUGAAAGGUACAUUGCCAUCUGCCAUCCAUUUAAGUUCAAAGCUACUUCUGGAACCUAUAAAGUGAAGAUCCUCAUUGCCUUUGUUUGGAUUACAUCUGUGCUGGUCGCCCUACCCCUUCUCUUUGCAAUGGGGGCAGAGCACCCAUUGGUAGACAUCCCAGACCAUCAAGGGUUGACUCUCUGUGAAAAGUCCAAGGUUCAACGUCUGCCUGAAUUCAGUUUAAAUGUGACAAUAUGUACCAAUUUAUCAUCCAAAUGGAGAGUGUUCCAGUUCAGUAUUUUCACUGCCUUCGUUGUGUAUAUCAUAGUAUUGGUAUCUGUGACAUUUAUGUGCCGGAAUAUGAUUAAAGUGUUGAUGGUCUACAAGCAAGCAACAGUGGAGGUAAAAGGAAGGGGAAAUCAGUCCCAAUUUCUAAGGAAAGCUGAAAGUUCAGAGAGCAGAGGAUCCAAAAAACAGACUCUUAUCUUUCUAGGUUUGAUUGUUGCAACACUGGCAAUAUGCUGGCUACCGAAUCAAGUUCGAAGGAUCAUGAUGGCUGCCAGGCCCAAGCAAGACUGGACAGUCUCUUAUUUCAGGGCAUAUAUUAUUCUCCUCCCCAUAGCAGACAUCUUCUUUUACCUUAGCUCUGUGGUGAAUCCACUCCUGUACAACAUUUCCUCCCAACAUUUCCGGAAGGUCUUUCUUCAAGUCCUCCGAUGUCGCCUGUCCAUAGAGCAUGCCAACAAAAAGAAGUACUUGGCAACCAGUGUAAACUCUGCAGCCAAUAUCAAUCGUUCCAAACGUCCAUUGAUCUUCACAUCAUCCAGGCGAAAGUCUUCCACCAAAGCAGCACAGAAGGUUUCCUCAAAUAUUCUUCAGGAUGAGGCUGAAAUUGACUCCAGUUUACCAAAACAGAGUCCCGAGUCAUUGGAGCUCAGUGUGAGAACAAUGCCUCUGGAAACCAGCAUAGAUCCAAGUCUUGUUAACCAGAAUGGCAUUUGUGAACAUGAGUAGUAAAUACUCAUAAAAAAAGUUAUAGAAUACAC
Molecule: messenger RNA, 2213 nt
Organism: Crotalus tigris (Tiger rattlesnake)
Lineage: Eukaryota; Metazoa; Chordata; Lepidosauria; Squamata; Viperidae
Gene: GPR39
Product: G protein-coupled receptor 39
Exons: 3
Coding region: 802-2181 (459 amino acids)
Biological process (GO): G protein-coupled receptor signaling pathway
Cellular component (GO): membrane
Molecular function (GO): G protein-coupled receptor activity
Source: RefSeq, a predicted model, not a curated record